AUGCCCCCACAUGUGACCCAGCCUCUGCAACAGCGGGAGUCCCCUACCCGGACUCAUGCACCACUUCCCGAGCUCCCCACUUCGCCUCGGGACGGAUCAGCCCAACUUGGGAACCGAGGGGCGGGACAUCCGGUGACUCGCCCGGAACCCGAGGCGCUAUCUGUGGACCCAACGAGCGCCCUGCGAGCCCAGCUGCGCCUUGUUAGUCAACGUCUCGACGAAGUACAGCAGGAGGUUUGCAGGUCAAAGGGAGAGCUCGGAGCGAACAGACACCAAGGGUCCCCGUUCGCGCUUGAAAUACAAGAUGAAGUGAUUCCACCACACUUCCGGCUCCCUUCGUUGGACGCCUAUAACGGUGCCACUGACCCCACGGACCACAUAGCUGCAUUUCGUGCCCAAAUGGCGCUAUACGGGACUUCUGAUGCCUUGAUGUGCAUGGCGUUUCCAACGGCUUUGAGAGGGCCGGCCCGCGCAUGGUACAGCGGCCUGAAGACCAGAACCAUCAUUUCCUUCGAUCAGCUCGCUAGAGACUUUGAGCUCAACUUCCUGGCCUACGCCCGAUCGAAGCCGUCCGUGGCAUUACUCCUCGGACUCAACCAAAGGGAGGACGAGCCCCUCUCCCAUUUUGUGAAUCGUUUUACGAUGCAGAUCCGAGGGCUCUCAGACGCUCACCCCUCUCUAUUGAUGCAGGCAUUCAUGAUAGGCCUAUGA
Molecule: messenger RNA, 711 nt
Organism: Musa acuminata AAA Group (dessert banana)
Lineage: Eukaryota; Viridiplantae; Streptophyta; Magnoliopsida; Zingiberales; Musaceae
Exons: 1
Coding region: 1-711 (236 amino acids)
Source: RefSeq, a predicted model, not a curated record